ACUGCGUUUCACUUUUCCGUCAGUCGGUUGUCAACAUUCAGUUCGAUCAGACUCAUUAGGUUAAUUUUAGUUAACAAAGAUAUUAGUUUUAUUUUCCAAAAGUACAACAAACAAAAUUAAUUAUAAUGACAACAUUUAAGCAAGUUCCUCUUACAUGUGGUGGCCAUACUAGACCAGUGGUGCAUUUGGACUUUAGUGACGUUACCAAGGAUGGGUAUUACCUGAUUUCUGCCUGCAAAGAUGGCAAGCCCAUGUUGCGGCAAGGUGAGACGGGCGACUGGAUUGGCACCUUCGAGGGGCACAAAGGAGCUGUGUGGGGCGUAGCCCUGACUCAAAACGCUAACUUGGCGGCCAGUGGCGCUGCUGACUUUUCAGCGAAACUCUGGGACGCGCGUUACGGCGAAGUGGUCCACACGUUCGAUCACGACCACAUAGUGAAGAGCGUGAAUUUUAAUGCUGACGACUCACUUCUUCUUACUGCGAGCAACGAGAAACUGAUCCGGGUGUUCGAUCUGAACAAGCCUGAGGCUAACCCCGUGGAAAAAUUCAGCGCUCACACCAGCAGUAUCCGCCACGCCGUGUUCCUCCACAAUUCCCGCAUCGCCAGCGUCAGCGACGACCUCACUAUGCGCGUCUGGGACCGAACGUCUGGCCAGGAGGUGAACAAAAUCGAGUUUACUUCAAUUCCAAAUAGUUUAGAGCUGUCAAGAGAUGGCGCCAUUUUGACAGUAGCACACGGUACCAACGUGUCAUUCUACUCAACGGACACGAUGCGCAAGAUGCGCGAAGUGGCCGUCCCGACCAAGUGCUACUCCGCCUCGCUGGCCCCCUCGCGCGCCACCUUCGUGUGCGGCGGCGAGGACCUCAAGGUCUACAAGUUCGACUACAACACGGGCACCGAGCUAGGUACUGUAGUAUAUAUCAACAGGUACCAACGUGUCCUACUCAACGGACACGAUGCGCAAGAUGCGCGAAGUGGCCGUCCCGACCAAGUGCUACUCCGCCUCGCUGGCCCCCUCGCGCGCCACCUUCGUGUGCGGCGGCGAGGACCUCAAGGUCUACAAGUUCGACUACAACACGGGCACCGAGCUAGGUACUGUAGUAUAUAUCAACAGGUACCAACGUGUCCUACUCAACGGACACGAUGCGCAAGAUGCGCGAAGUGGCCGUCCCGACCAAGUGCUACUCCGCCUCGCUGGCCCCCUCGCGCGCCACCUUCGUGUGCGGCGGCGAGGACCUCAAGGUCUACAAGUUCGACUACAACACGGGCACCGAGCUAGGUACUGUAGUAUAUA
Cydia strobilella is the source of this 1295-nucleotide messenger RNA. It is a transcript of the gene wmd, whose product is annotated as serine-threonine kinase receptor-associated protein. NCBI's taxonomy places the organism in Eukaryota, Metazoa, Arthropoda, Insecta, Lepidoptera, Tortricidae. The coding region runs from base 126 to 1280 and encodes 384 amino acids. Gene Ontology annotation, cellular component: SMN complex. Gene Ontology annotation, molecular function: protein binding; RNA binding. The record is from RefSeq and is a predicted model, not a curated record. The transcript has 6 exons. Gene Ontology annotation, biological process: spliceosomal snRNP assembly.